GGAGGCGGGCCGGCCUUUGCCCAGGUCUGUUGUAGGUGCUCACCCACUGCUAGCUGCCAGGUCAGAGCUCUGUGUCUCAGACACUUGCACGCCAUUUUAAUAUCCUUAAAUUUUUGUCUGUGUUUAUGUGUGUUCCUGUUUGUGAGAGAGAGAGAGAGCAACUGAGGGAGGAAAUGUGUUUUUAUACAUUUGUGUGCGUGCUUCUACAUAUAUAUUUAUGUGUGUGUCCGUACCUUGCGUGUUGUAAGUCGUGUAUUCAAGAUCGUGUUUGUGUGCCUGUGUGAAGGCUUCAUGACGUGUGUGUUUGUGUGUUUGUUUGUGUGAUUUAGUGGUCAGUACGUGGAAGACAGGGAAUUCACUCCGGUAUUUUCUGUUGGUAGGUUGCCCAGUCCAUUGUGUCCUCCGGUGAUGAUGUUUUCACUGUCGUCCUCGUCUGUUGACACCAGGCCUGACCUCACUGACCUGUUGACACGUGAGCUUCAUGCAUUGGAGCCUCCUGUACUUUAGGUAUGUGGGGGAGGGGCUUACAUCCUCAUGUGAGCAUCGCUGCGGUCGUUGGUUCUUCACUCGCUCCUGGUAUAUCUCCCUCUCCACACGUGCAGACUACCAGCAGUUGUCAACCUCUCCUCGUCUCAGAAGCUGCUUUCCUCGGGACAUCCUGCCACUAACAGCAUUCUCACAAAGACCAUCUCCGGGUGGUCAACAUGUGGACAACAAUGAUUUUACUCCUGAUACUUCUCUCUGUGCUCUCUUGCCUUCAUGCUCAGAACAGCGGCAGCGCCCCCUCGCAAGUGCAGCUACAAUCCAGUAGCAUGGACUACGUGCUGUUUGGCUACAACAGUCUCAAGGGAUGCCCUUUGACACUAGGAUAUGAUCCGGGCUUUACUUUUCCCAUCUUUUCUGCCGAAGUGACCAGAGACAAUGGCGGGCCACGUGGCGUGCUUCUGUCCCACGAUGUGUCAUGUGACACGUCGUUUACGUCGACGGUGGUGAAGACGCCGUACGAACUGACCACGCUGCUGACUGGCACCGCACAAGUCGGUGCUGAUAGGUGGGGGCGUCCCUUCUCGGCCAGCCAACACUUUCAAAAGUUCUCCGAGGAACUGAAACAAAAUGUCUUGGUCUUGUCAACCGCUGUGUGCAGUAUCUAUCACGUGAAGCUGUUACUCUGGCAACCGCCAUCUUUUCAUUCAUCGUUCGUGGAGUGGAUCAUUAAACUCAACAACACUGAUGACGAGGACAUGUACCUGAAGUUCCUUGACACCUACGGCACACACUUCGUGUCACGGGCCCGCUUUGGGGCCUCGAUAACAGUCGUGCACAAGAUGGAGGAUAAGGUUUAUCGGAACCUCACGGAGGGUCACGUGAGAUCAGCUGCCAGCUUUGUGGCUGCUGCGCUAUUUGGACAACCCCAGACCUUGACCUCUGAUCAGCAAAAAGCAACAAACGAGUUUCAAAAUGAAGUGGAGACAACAACGAUUGCUGGCGGUGUUCCUCUACCUUAUGCAGGUAACAGUCUGACUUGGUUGACAGCAGCGAAGGAUCAACCCUCCGCCAUCCACUAUGACCUGACCUCUGUGGAGGUUCUCUUCUCAGACACCCUCAUGGGUAACUCGAGUCUCAUUGGCAGUUAUGGUAUUGACCACAUCAGGAUCAGGAACAACAUCGUGGCUGUCAAGACAAAGUACUGUUGGACUGUAAAGAGACAAGACCUGACAGGUGAGUGUGAAGGUAGUUCAGGUAAGACACUGCUUUCCACAAAGUUGAUGGGUAAGUCGGAAGACAGAGCCGCUGAGUCCGCUGACCAGUGUGUUGAGGGAUGCUAUCAGCUUCCGGGCUGCGUGGCUGUAAGUUUUUGUCCUGAGUGUAGACAGACAAACCUCAGCAACAACUGUCACGUGUUCAGUACUGGCGACAUACAGAGAGCAGUGAGCGACCCCAGGUGGCACACCACCAUGUUAGUUGACAAACUGGAGACAUUUGUAAAACUACAAAACACCACGGUGGUUGUCAACUCUAGUUCUCAGUCUAACAUCUCUACUGUCACCUCCACAGAGGACUGCCUCCAAUCUUGCAUUGAAGAUGCCACAUGCUUGGCCUUCACCUUGACUAACACUUCUGGGUCCUUAAUUACUUGCACGCGCCACACAGACUCACUUCAGUCCUUGACACAGGGAGCAAGUGUCACUGUGUACUUCCUCUCCCCGCUGGUAAAACGAAUUUUCAGAAGUGGACAGACGAGAGGCCUUGCUCCCUCCUCCAUGUACAACGACUGGAACAACACAGUCUGUGUCAUCGACGACGAGUGUAGUCAGGAAAACUCCAUGUGCUUUAUGAACAGGUGCCGCUGUCGUCCAGGGUUCUUCUCAACACGUGACUACACGUGCUCUGCCAUUACAGCCAUGUGUACAAGCCCACCUGACCCGCACAACACCUUCACGGAGUACCCUGACAGCGGAAUAAGGGGACACAAUCUCGUGGAGCGGGAUGGAGUCAGUUUGCAGACCUGCACCAACCUGUGUGUCGGCAACAGAGCUUGUCAGUCCUUUGAUUUCAGAGUCACUGGAGGGCGCUGUCUGCUUCAUGAGGUCAACGCGCUCCAGGCUCAGUCAGAGUGGUUUCCUCAGACCAGUCGAGGCUGGACCCACUACCAGAGAAGCUGCCUGCAGUUUCCCACCUUAUAUCCUGGACCUCAGUGGUACCACACACCCUGCAACAUCGACUUGGUUUGCCCUGAACCUAACAGUCAGUGUGUGUCGGGUAGAUGUGUGUGCAGGUCUCCCUUCAUUUUAUCUGAAGCUAAUGCCACGUGUCGAGUUCCUAAGUCAUGUCGAGAGUUGCAGUCAGCGGGAGCCAGGACAGGUGUCCACACCAUUCAAGUGGGAAGAGAAAGUUUCUUGAGGAGAGUCUGGUGUGACAUGGACACUAGUGAUGGCGGCUGGCUGGUGUUCCAGAGACGUAGAGACGGUUCUGUUGACUUCGACAGGAACUGGACACAAUAUGAAAACGGCUUUGGUGACAUCACCGGGGAGUUCUGGCUGGGGUUAUGGGAUGUGCACGUGCUAACCAGGGAGAUACCACAGCGACUCCGUGUUGACCUGGCAGAUAACAUUGGAAACCGUUACUACGCUGAAUACUCGUCAUUCAGAGUGGCUGCUCGUUAUACAAACUACAAAAUGUUCAUAUCGAACUACUCGGGUGAUGCAGGUGACUCCUUCAUUUAUCAUAACGGAGACGCGUUUUCAACCUAUGACAGCGAUAAUGACAAGUCAGGCUUUCGGAACUGCGCUAUGUAUUUUAAAUCUGGCUGGUGGUUCACAAAAGACUGUUACCACGCUAACCUCAACGGUCAGUACAACGUGGAAGCAUACGGCAUCAGUUGGAAAACGAUAUACAAUGAUUGGAGAAGCUUCGCAUUCUCUGAGAUGAAACUGAGACCAGCCUAGCAUCGCCUUGUCUCCUGUGGUCUCACUGUUUUCAUGGUCAGUCUGCCGUACACGACAGGUUUCACUGACGAGGUCAGCUCAGUGCAUACUGCUCUCGUCGUGUUGUGGAGUCAGCGCAGCCAACUUUGUUGACUCUGAUGGCGGUCCUGAUUGUGGUCUGAAUUACAUUAAAACUGUUGUAUUGUUUCUCUUAGAUUAAUUUUACUUGUUUCAAUCAAUAGGCUUAAAAUGUAAAGAAAUUCAAUAAUAAAUAUUUGAUUAUUGUAAAAUAUUUAUUCCAUGAAGGUCUCAUAAGACAUAUCUGAAUUUGCUUGUAUGGUAUUUCACAUAGUAUAAAACUUUCAUAAUGGACAAAGAAAGAUGCAAAAGUGCAGAGACUGAUUGUAUCAAACUUUGUAUCACACUUUGUUGUUUUUUUCAUUACAACUGCGCAUGACUUUAUGUGCACCGUGUGUACAACAGCUGAAGACAAUGAAGUCCAUCUUGAAUGAAGUCCAUCUUGUACUUUGCUGCUACAUUUACAGUGUUAAACAUAUUCACAACACACUGUUCUCAUCCAUAAAUUGAAGUAUUGUGAAUAAUUGAUCGGUAUUUCCAAAACACAAUUACAAUUUUAUUUCUUCUUAUUUU
Pomacea canaliculata is the source of this 4076-nucleotide messenger RNA. RefSeq lists its product as uncharacterized. The record is from RefSeq and is a predicted model, not a curated record. NCBI's taxonomy places the organism in Eukaryota, Metazoa, Mollusca, Gastropoda, Architaenioglossa, Ampullariidae. The transcript is spliced from 9 exons. The coding region runs from base 705 to 3446 and encodes 913 amino acids.